AUGGCUUCCUUCAAACCCCGAAAUAUCCUGCUCUUCGGCGCCACGGGAAACAUCGGCUCAUACAUUUUGGAUGCCAUUCUUGCCGCGCGGGAUGAGUUUGACCGGGUCGCGAUUUUCACCUCACAAACUACCGCAACUUCUAAGAAGGAUUUCUUGGAUGACUUGAAACGCACCAAGAAUGUUGAAGUCCUCGUAGGUGACUUGCAGGAUGAAGAUACCGUGAGAAAGGCUUAUGAUGGGAUCGAUACCGUCAUCUCUGCGUUGGGCCGGGGCGCAAUCGCGUCCCAGAUCCCUCUCAUCCGCCUUGCUGACGCCUCGCCUACUGUGAAAUGGUUCCUCCCCUCGGAAUAUGGCACAGAUAUCAAGUAUUCCCCUGCUUCGGCGCAGGAAAAGCCGCAUCAGCAGAAAUUAAAGGUGCGGGCGUUCUUGGAGAAUGAGAGCCCCGCCGAAGGGGUGGUGUCCGAUUUAGCGUACACAUAUGUCGUCACAGGCCCAUAUUCCGACAUGUAUGUUCAUUUUGUAGGUAAUCCGAUUGCGGGUGGAUGGGACGUGAAGAGCAAAAAGGCGACGCUACUAGGAGAGGACGGAAGCGCGAGCGUGAGUUUGACGACGAUGAAAGAUGUUGGAACUCUCGUGUUGGCGACGUUACGACACCCCGCCGUGGCUUUCAACCGCGCCCUCAAGGUCAAUUCGUUCACGACCACCCCUGCCGAUAUCCAUGCCGAGUUCGUGCGUCAGACAGGUGGUCAACCGUGGAACAAUGUUCAGUAUACCUCGCUCUCCCACUUGCGUGAGGCAGAGUCGGAGACUUGGAACGCUGGCAAGCCUGAAGCUACGGUACUGACCCUGAGGCGGAUCUGGACCGAAGGGGGCACUUUAUAUGAUCAACGAGACAACGCCUUAAUCGGCGAGCCGUCAAUGCAGACACUGGAGGAUGUGGUUGCCCAGGAAAUCAAACAAUCGUCUUAA
Molecule: messenger RNA, 969 nt
Organism: Aspergillus pseudotamarii
Lineage: Eukaryota; Fungi; Ascomycota; Eurotiomycetes; Eurotiales; Aspergillaceae
Exons: 3
Coding region: 1-969 (322 amino acids)
Source: RefSeq, a predicted model, not a curated record